GCGAAGGUAGCUCUCUGGGCUGCCCGUUGAGUUAAUGCUGGCUUUCUUGCCCUUUCCUUGAGGGUCUCGUGUUGUGGCUGUGAGUCACCAUCAGACACCCCUUCCCCUGGAUGUGCUUCAUUGACUAAAUGUGGCUUUGCUCCGCAGGGCUGUAGCGAGGAGUUUUUUUGAAGCUCUUGUUUUUCCUCCGCCCAGCUGGCGUCAGGCACCGAGGAUGCAGAGACAAGUGCUCCUGGUGAGGGGAGGGCUGGCAGUAGGAUUUCCCUUUGGGUUUGCAGCAUCCCUUGCUCUGCUGUAGAAGGGCUUGGUCCUGGAACUUGGGAGGCAGAGCCUGCAGGUGACCUCUGACUGGAUCGGACGUGCUUGCUUUAAAUGUCUCUUCCUCUCCUGUGCUCAGGUGUUGCAGGCUGGAAAAUCGGGUUAGGUAGGCGCUGUUGGAGGCUAAGGGUGCCUUCCUUCUGCUUUGAAAAACACAAAAGGAGAAAAACUGGUGAACUCAGAAUAGCCAUAAGAAGAGCAAGUGGGAAUUCUUUGGAAGAAGAGCAAGUGAGGAUCCUCUCUGCCCGUUGUGCUGGUCUCCAUGUGCUGUAAGAACAGACCCUUUGGAAAUCCAUCGGAACAGACGAUUUCUCUGGGUUUCUCAUCACUUUCAGAUCCAGACAGCAUCCCCUCACCUGACUGAGGGCCACUGCUGCCACCCUGGGCCACCGUCCUGGAGGCCAGCUCCCUCACCUGCUAAGCAGUCACUCGUCGUGAGGGCUCACAGACCGGUGCCAUCACUACUGAGGGAUCCUGUACAACGGGCGUUAUUACUUUUUUUUCCCUUAUCCUUAACUCGGCUCUGCAGCAUCGCACUAAAUAAGCGUGUGGCCGCCAGCUGCUCUUGUGCAGCCCCGCGCCUGUGGUUGGCUCGGGGAGGCAGGGCUUUCUACCCUUGCCGUGUGAGGGAUCGCCGUCGAGUGUGCGCUGGACUGUCCAACAAGUAAUUCCUGGCUAAACUCCUCCUGUCUCGUGCUAUCUCUCUCUGACUUACAGUGCUCCUAUCCCAGUCCUAUGGGCUGAAGGAGCACACGGGGCAGCGAGUGUAGCUGCUGUGUAGCAUGCACAAGUGUGCAGUGGGACUGGCACCCAGGGACACACGUGGGUGCACGCUCGGACGCCGCAGGGGCCAUGGCUUCAUUUGGGAAGCUGACGGAGUACUUCAGCCUGCGGAAGUCAAGGACGGAGCUGCGCUCCAGGUGGCAGGGCCGGCGGAGCGGGAGCUGUUGCUGUAGUGUCACAGAGUGCAGGUCUCUGGACAGAAAGCUGCAGCGACCACUCCUGGGAAAGUCCCGAACACUACCUAGCAUCCCGCAAUCCCCGGUUCUGAGCAGGCUUCCCCUCCUUGACUCCAAACCAUACGGGGAGGAGAUGCCGGAGCAGAAGCCCUACAGGAAGCACUUGGCCUCCGACUGCCAGAAAGGCUGCACGGUCCCUUCUACCGGGGAGGCCUGGCGGCUGGAGGACGACUGCAUGGACCCCCCCCAGGACCCUCAGCUCAGCACAGCAGUGGAGGAUGCCCCAUUCAGCUACUUUCGCACCCGCUCCUUCUACAUGAGGAAGAGCCUCUCAGUCGACAACCACCUGGGCUCCCUAAGCUAUGUCGUCCACCCGGCGGAGACAAAGGCCGAGCGCGUCAAGACCAAGCUGCGGCGGCAAUUUAGCCUGGGGUCGGCAGACAAAAAGGACUUUUAUCAGCCCAAGUCGGAAAGCAGCCUCUCUAGGUUUGCCCACCGCUUGUCAGUUAAGCAGAAGCAGGAGAAGAGAAGGAAAGCUGAGUAUGCCUCAGCCGAGCUGUCUGCCUUCCGGCCCAGGUCUCUGAGCAUUGAAUGGUCAUUGUCCCCUAAAAUGACGCAGCAGAUGCGGGACCUGCAGCUGGCGCAAGCCAGGAAGCCACCAGGCCCUUCCUCACCCAACGCGGCCAAGAGGCUCUACCGAAAUCUGUCAGGGAAAUUCCGUGUCAACUACACGUCCUUUGAUGAGGGCAGCCUGGCGGGAAGGGGUGAGAAGGAGAAGCUCCGCAAGUCCUACCUGUUCCAGAGCAAUGCUGCCCUUUUUGAGGCUGUGGAGCUGCAGGACCUAGACAGGGUCCAGGAGCUGCUGAAGCAGUACAGCCCUGAGGAGCUGGACCUCGACACCCCCAAUAGUGAAGGACUGCUGCCCUUGGACAUUGCCAUCAUGACCAACAACGCUCCCAUUGCUAAGGUCCUGCUGCAGGCGGGAGCGAAGGAGAGCCCACACUUUGUGAGCCUGGAGAGCCGCUCACUGCACCUCUCCACACUGGUGCGGGAAGCGGAGCAGCGUGUCAAUGAGCUGACGGCACAGGUGGUGAAUGAGGCACCCAACGCUGACUGCUCUGAGAAGGAGAAGCAGCUCAAGGCCUGGGAGUGGCGAUACCGGCUUUACAAGCGCAUGAAGGCAGGGUUUGAGCAUGCCCGAGUCCCAGAUGCACCCACCAAUGUUCAAGUCUCUGUGGCCAGCAGCUCCUCAGUGCAGGUGACCUUCUGGGAGCCCCUGAGCGUCAACUCAGCUGUUGUCACCAAGUACAAAGUGGAGUGGAGCUGCUCCCCGACCUUCUCGCCGCCGCUGGGGGAGGCUGUGAUUGACAGGCUGCAGAAGCUGCAUUUCACCAUCCAGGGGCUGGUGUCGGGCACGGCUUACUACGUUCAGGUGUCUGCCUACAACAUGAAGGGCUGGGGACCUCCGCAAGCCUCUGUGCCCCCUUUCGCCAUCCCCUCCAACUGGCGGGAGUACGAUGGCCGGGCUCCACGGCGAAGGGGACAAGCUGAAGCUCUGGACCAUCUGCUGGGCCAGGUGAAGACCAGCCAUCAGCACUGCGUUUGCCACGAGCCCUGCAAGAACCAGCCCCAGAGCAGGAAGCACUCGGUCUCCAAGAGCCUCAAGCACCUCUUCCACCCUGGCAGCAAGUUUCUCAAGACGCUGAAGCGGGGCCUCUACCUGACAGCCAUCUUCUACAAGGAUGACAACAUCCUGGUGACCCAUGAAGACCAGAUCCCCGUGGUGGAGAUUGAUGACACCUACUCUUGCCUGCUCAUGCAGGAUUUUCUCUGGUUCACCAAGGUGUCCUGCAUGUGGGACGAGAUCCUGUGGCUGCGGCAAUGUGUCACUGUCUCCCAGUCGUCCUGUUCCUGCAUCCUGCAGACACGCUUCAAGAUGCUGCUGGCCAUCUCGCAAAUGCAGGGGCUGCUGGGCAUCCAGGACCUGGGGCAGGUCUUCUUUGAGCCCAUCAAAGACAAACAGGGCAAUAUCCUCAUCGUCACCCUGAAGGAGGUGAAGACCAACCAGACUUUCGAGAGCGUCCGCUGGGUUCCCAUCUGCAAACUGCAGACCAGCCGCAAGUCCGUGUCCUCUCCAGAGGAGCCCACUGCUCUGGACAUGCUGCUGAUCUCCAUCCAGGACAAGCUGGAUUACCACCAGUGGAGCAGCCAUGCCCUCUCCCCGGGGCUCUACCUGGGCUAUUUGAAGCUCUGCAGCGCCGUGGAUCAGAUCCGAGUGCUGGUGCCAGAGACGCUCCCCAACAUUCUGUGCCACGUCAAGAUUCGCUCCAACCCCAACAUCUCCAGGGAGGAGUGGGAAUGGCUGCAGAAGAUGGCCAGUGCGGAGGAGCCUGUUCCUGCAGAGCCAGAGGCUGAGACUUCCCAGAACCAGCUGUUUCAGGAGCUCCAAGUGGCUGUCAAGGCGCUGAUGACUCUGGUCAACAUCCCAUUGCAAGAGGCCAAAGAUUUCCGUCUGUACAGCCAAGAGGUGCUGGACUUUGGGGGCCAGGUCUCCUUCUUGCUGCUGCUGCCUCCAUCAGAUGAUGUCUGCACUGCUCCAGGCCAGAACAACCCCUACACCCCUCGCUCUGGCUUCCUCACGCUGCCCCUGCAGAUCUUCGAGCUAGUCCACUUCUUCACGUAUGACCGGGAGUUCAUCACUCAGUACUGCCAGGUGUCCGCCCUCCUGGAGCUGGAGUCACUCCUCUCUCAGCAGAGCCUCAGGGAGGCCUUCUCCGAUGCUGAGCUCUCCACUGCCAAGCAGAGGCACCAGCAGGUUCAGGACUACAUCCAGGGAUGCUUCGUUUCUUAUUUUGGCAGCAAUGGAGGAUAUCUGGCGGGAGAUGCGUUGGAUUAUGGAUGCUCUGCAACACGCCCGGUACAAGCAGCCCACCUGCGGGUUUCUCUCAGUGGCUUCCUCAGUGAGGCCGGUGGGGUGAUGAAGGAGAAAACCCAAUCCACCUUCAUCCCACCUCGACUACCUUCCCUCUCCUGCACCCUCGCCAGAGACCAGCCAUAA
Cuculus canorus (common cuckoo) is the source of this 4335-nucleotide messenger RNA. RefSeq names its product ankyrin repeat and fibronectin type-III domain-containing protein 1. Lineage: Eukaryota; Metazoa; Chordata; Aves; Cuculiformes; Cuculidae. The record is from RefSeq and is a predicted model, not a curated record. Bases 1171 to 4335 code for a protein of 1054 amino acids. Gene Ontology annotation, biological process: establishment of mitotic spindle orientation; regulation of establishment of bipolar cell polarity. The transcript has 21 exons. Gene Ontology annotation, cellular component: spindle. Gene Ontology annotation, molecular function: protein binding.